Molecule: messenger RNA, 902 nt
Organism: Neurospora hispaniola
Lineage: Eukaryota; Fungi; Ascomycota; Sordariomycetes; Sordariales; Sordariaceae
Exons: 2
Coding region: 278-523 (81 amino acids)
Source: RefSeq, a predicted model, not a curated record
CUCUUCGUAACCUUCUAAACGUCCGGUUACCUACGUUCAACACGAGAAGCUGAGCCGCAAAGACCAGAAACCCUGAACCUUCUCAGCAUCAGCUGCUCACUUGAAACUGAUUGACUGAGGAGCAUUUAAAGUCAUGGUCUGCCUCCUCCCAUCCUACCACUUUGCCCUCAUCAACAACAUCAUCCACCUCAGUCAUCAAACCAAACUAAGUAAAUAGUUUACAAGCAAAGAACAGCUGAAAGCUCUUAAACCAAACGCUACCUUACAAAAAAUCAAAAUGAAGUUCAUCACCGCCAUCCUCACCCUCGCUGCCGUGGCCGUUGCCAGUCCCACCGGCACAAACCCCCCUCAGUGCACGCCGGCCACCUACUCGUGCGCCAAGAACCCUGACACCCACGCCGAGGGUUGGCAGGUCUGCGAUGUCGACAGCAAGUGGGUGUACGCCGGUGACUGCCCCCCGAAGACUAUCUGCCAGUUCUUGGAGGCCAACGGAAGCCCUUAUUGCAUUCCUGCUGAGUGGUAAAGCGGGGGAUGAAUGGAGGUUGAAACUCGAGAGAAGGGAGUCGAGUGGCGGGUAUCCCGCGUAGGACGAAGUUGGGUUGGAAUCGGGUGUUAUUUCUCACGACACUCCUUUAACUUGAGUUGAAGUUUAGGAAGUUAGGUAUGGAUGCGCACGGGGGGGGACCUGUAAAUACUUGGUUCAUUCACUCCUUAUCAUUGAUCAGGAAAUAAUCAAUUUAUGAUACUGCGUGGAUCACCUCUCCAUAGCAAGAUUCACAGUAGUAAAACACUACUAUUUUUCUCGGGAACGAAUACAAAGGGCGUGUCGACACCCGAAACCCCAGCUUUGCUCGAAAGAAAUCGCGACGUGCAACCUAGUCGAACGCGAAACCUCUUCGUAA